AUGGCGCCCUCCGCGGUCGACAUCCCCGUCAUCAUUCCAAAAUCCUUCUCCACACCAACGAGGACCAACGGAUCGACUCAUGCUGGAGAUCUGAAAGGUCCAUCCUCGCCAGUGCCCGAGGUGAAGUCCUUCGAUGGGGCAAGCUGCUCGGUUGAAGAACUGGUGGCCGCCAUCCGUGUGGCUGGCGGUGUGGUAAUUCGUGGAUUGUUGAAUGCCGACGAGAUUGCUAGUCUCGAGAAAGACACGAGACCUUGGUUGGAGCAAGAUAAUGCCUGGGGGGAAGGUGGUGGCGAGGGCGAAUUCUUCCCGAAAGAGACUCGUCGAGCUUUCGGCAUGGUGACCAAGUCCAGGACAUUUGCGGAACGUAUUGUGGGACACCCCCUCUGGAAAGGGGUCACAGAUGCUCUGUUGAGCAGUCAUUUGCAUUGGAAUUGGAUUGGCGAGAAGAACGAACCUUCUGUCUCGCGCCCGCAAUUGAAUAACACGAUCGUAUUCAGCAUAGGACCCGGCGCUCGCGACCAAGCCUUACACAGAGACGACGCGAUCCACCAUGUCUACCACCCGGCAGCCGCAACGCACGAGAUCGGCCGUGACGCAGGCAUAGGCUUUUUCGUCGCUGGCAAGAAAACCACCCGGCGGAACGGUGCCACCCGGUUCAUCCCCGGAUCGCACCUCUGGGACUAUGCGGCCGGUCCGCCUCGCGAGGAACAAACCUUUUACGCAGAGUUGGAGCCGGGUGAUGGCUUCAUGGUGCUGUCUGGAUGUUUUCAUGGAGGCAGUGCAAACAAGACCAACCAACCCGGUGAGGAUGGUGUCAUCAGAGAAGAGGAACGAUUGGUGUACAGUACGUUCAUGACGAGAGGGUAUCUGAGACAGGAGGAAAAUCAGUAUCUUGUGAAUCCCGUUGAAAAGGUCAGGGAACUGCCGGAGAAUUUGCAGGAAUUGGUGGGAUACGGAUUGAGCAAGCCCUUCUUGGGAUGGGUAGACUUGAAAGACCCCAUGUUGUGGUUGCAUCCCGAGAGGCCAAAGAAGUCGGGGGAUCUGUUCUAG
Cladophialophora carrionii CBS 160.54 is the source of this 1050-nucleotide messenger RNA. RefSeq lists its product as uncharacterized. NCBI's taxonomy places the organism in Eukaryota, Fungi, Ascomycota, Eurotiomycetes, Chaetothyriales, Herpotrichiellaceae. The transcript has 3 exons. The record is from RefSeq and is a predicted model, not a curated record. Bases 1 to 1050 code for a protein of 349 amino acids.